CUAAAAUAACAUCAUUAUCACUGCUCACUCCACACUAUACACCAGCCCUCUGACAGUGUUGUUACAGUAUUGUAAUUAGCAUCAACUGGGUGGAGCAUGUUUAAAGUCAAAGGAUGACUGAUUAAUGGAUAACCUGUGUACACUAAAUACUUCGCACUGCAUGACUGAAAACAUGCACUGAAAGCUUGAGGUCACACCUUUGACAGGUGAUACAGAAGUAAAGGUUAAGUGCAGGAACGUUACAAGAAAUGUUCACUUCAGAACCAUGUCAGAGGAGGUAUCCUAAUGUUAAAAUAAUUUGAAUAUUCUGUUUCUUUUUUCUGUCUCUCUUUCUGUCUCUGUUGUCUGUCUCUGUGUGGUGAAGGUCACUAUGCAUGCGUAAUCCACUAGCCUUGGUUGUACUAUCUCUCUCUAUGCAAUUAUGGAUUAAUCAUACAAUAUGAUUUUGAUACAAUGAUUAUGUUUGUGUGUUAAUGUUGGUUUAGAAACUGUGAUUACUUUAAAUACAUAUAUUCAAUUUGCUUAAACUGAUUAAGACACAAAGAAUAUAUUGUAUGUUUCAUAUUUUAGAUUUUAGAAUACAUGUUUACGUUACAAAAUCUAUGUCUCCAAUUAUAUCUCUGUAAGACAUAACAAGGCAGAAUGUUUGUGUUAACAAGUUUGUUAGCAGGUCAGGACACUUGACACAGGACUUGAUGUACCGGGCAGAAGAUUGCUGCCCGCUGACAUGACGUGUCCCUGUAUUGAUUAAAACUGACGAAUCGGCGUAUCAAGGAGGCGGCACUUCCUGGAAGAAAUAUAUCUUCAUUUUUGAGUAAACCAAUGUUAGUAUUUAAGGAGUUUGAGGGAAAUGAGACGGGUCCAGACUUCAUGACCUGAGACCUGUCUCCUGUGUAACAGGGAAGUGUAAAGUGAACCCAGAGCUCAUUUCUUGACGUAUUGUAAUAAACUUAUGUUAAAAUGAGAACUUGGACAUCUCCUGCUCAUCAUUCCCCAUCAAAUGAUCUGCGCAGAGAAAUAGCAAUGGCGGCUCCCAUGUCCUGGAGGAGGCUGGUGUACUCCGUGUACUCACCGGCCAUCGCCGGGGUGUUCACCCGAAUAUCUGACCGGCUUUUUCGCGCCCGGGACCGGAGAGGAGGGUCCUCAGUGCUGCUGCUGGCCCCCCUCCUGGCUGAAGCCGACCCGGCCCCCCGACACGUCUCCAGGCCCACCGGGUCAGCUGGUGCUCAGGGCACAGACGGCCUCUGCAGCCACUUCCGAUGGAUGGCGGAGCACGUACCCGCCUUCAGGGUGCCGGGCGCCCACAUCCACAUCCUCACCUCCCCGGACCAGUUCUACCAGACGAUGAAGGCACGUAUCAAGACGGCGAAGAGGCGAGUGGUGAUGGCUUCGCUGUAUCUGGGAACAGGUCAGCUGGAGCAGGAGCUGGUGGACUGUAUGGAGGAAGCUCUGCAGCGCUCACAGGACAGCGACUCUCCGGACCUAAAAGUCUCCGUGUUGCUGGACUACACUCGCGGCUCACGAGGACAGAUAAACUCUAGGACCAUGCUGCUGCCGUUGUUGCAGCGCUUCACCUCUCAGAUGAGGGUUUCUCUGUACCACACGCCGGACCUGAGGGGGCUGCUGCGGCUGCUGGUCCCUCAGCGAUUCAACGAGACCAUCGGAGUCCAGCACAUCAAAGUCUACCUGUUUGACGACAGCAUCAUCAUCAGCGGGGCCAACCUGAGCGACUCGUACUUCAGCAACAGACAGGACCGCUACGUGCUGCUGGACAACUGCAGGGAGGUCGCCAACUUCUUCUCCGACCUGGUCGAGGCCGUAGGAGAUGUUUCCCUGCAGCUGCAGCCUGACGACUCCGUCAGCAUGCUGGAGGGCAUGGUGCACCCGUACAAAGGCAACAGGCAGGACUUCUCGGCGGCAGCGAGGGAUCGGAUCAUGGAGGUGGUGAACACGGCCCACGUGAGGCAGCAGCUGCUGAACGCGUCAGAGGACUCUGAGGACGAGGGCAUGAGCGAGGGCGAGGAGGACACCUGGGUGUUCCCUCUGGUGCAGAUGAAACCUCUGGGGAUCCGGGUGGACGAGCAGAUCACACAGCGCCUGCUGACAGACGCCGGGCCGGACUCCACUGUGUUUCUAACAUCGGGUUACUUCAACCUGACCCGGGCCUACAUGGGGCUGGUGCUCGGCGCCGGAGCCAGCUACCGCAUCCUCACCGCCUCGCCCGAGGUCAACGGGUUCUUUGGAGCCAAGGGCGUCGCCGGAGCCAUCCCGGCAGCUUACAUCCACAUCGCCAGACAGUUUUACAACCAGGUGUGCCGGCUGGGCCAGCAGGAGAGAGUCCACCUGCACGAGUACCACCGGUCACAGUGGACCUUCCACGCCAAAGGUCUGUGGUAUUACCUCCAGGGGCAGGAUCGGCCUUGCCUCACUCUAAUUGGCUCCCCUAAUUUCGGUUACCGCUCAGUUCACCGUGACUUGGAGGCCCAAAUAGCCAUAGUAACGGAGAACGAGGAGCUGCAGAGCCAGCUGCAGGAGGAGCAGGAGAUGUUGUACCAGCGCUCCAGUGAGGUGUCCAACUCCACGUUUGAGCAGCCGGACCGCCACGUCAAGCUGUGGGUGAAACUCGUCACGCCGCUCAUCAAGAACUUCUUCUGAGGCGCCACCAGCGGGCUUCGGUUUGCUUCGUUCCUGAGGUUGAAGGUCUCGUUGGAGGUCGGAGCGCUCUGCAGACGGGACAUUCGAGUGUCUCCGGCACGCUGGGAAUCUUCAGCUUCACCUUCUGUUCGACCCUCGACGUGUCGACACACUGAGAGGAUGUUUGUGUUGAAUUCAGCCGGUAAAUCCUCUUUGUUCCUCAUUUAAACUCCAGUUCCUGUGGUUUACCUGCACAGCUGUUACUCUGUUAGAUUUUUUAAAAACCUGAUGUCAUCAUAUUGUGAAUUUCUUUUCUGUUUUUUUAUAGUAUUACUGAGUACAAACAUUUCAAACUUCUACUACUGAACAUACAUCUCUACAGAUACAUGCUGCAUGUAUAACAUGGUGAUAGUUACAACACUGUGAUGUUGAAGAAUUACAGUCUUUUGAAGAGCCUUAAUUUCAGUUUUUAAGAGUUUACAGCUGUAAUCAAAGCUAACUGUACAGUGUCCAUGUGUUAUUAUAUUUGUAAAUUAAAGGACGAGGUGAUGAGUUUUUUAAACGA
This is a messenger RNA of Centropristis striata (black sea bass), 3199 nucleotides long. RefSeq names its product CDP-diacylglycerol--glycerol-3-phosphate 3-phosphatidyltransferase, mitochondrial. Gene Ontology annotation, molecular function: CDP-diacylglycerol-glycerol-3-phosphate 3-phosphatidyltransferase activity. Gene Ontology annotation, cellular component: mitochondrion. Bases 961 to 2655 code for a protein of 564 amino acids. The transcript is spliced from 12 exons. Lineage: Eukaryota; Metazoa; Chordata; Actinopteri; Perciformes; Serranidae. The record is from RefSeq and is a predicted model, not a curated record. Gene Ontology annotation, biological process: cardiolipin biosynthetic process.